Messenger RNA from Oncorhynchus gorbuscha (pink salmon), 1740 nucleotides. RefSeq lists its product as uncharacterized. Gene Ontology annotation, molecular function: protein binding. NCBI's taxonomy places the organism in Eukaryota, Metazoa, Chordata, Actinopteri, Salmoniformes, Salmonidae. The record is from RefSeq and is a predicted model, not a curated record. Bases 174 to 1514 code for a protein of 446 amino acids. The transcript is spliced from 9 exons.
UGGGCAUUCCCUCCUGCUACACAUACAGAGCAGAGAGAGGCACACAGCAACAUGGCCUUCAUGACUGAGUCCCAUAGUAACGGCAAAGGAAGGAGGAAGCAGAGCAGAUCCUACUGCAGGCUGAGAACACCCUCACACAGGCUGGUGAGCAGGACAGAGACGGGGAGAGUGUGAUGUUACUGCUGACAGUGCGGCAGACUUUGGCUGAGCUCUAUGUGGAGACGGACCAGCACAGAGAGGCAGAGACAUACUGUAGAUCAGCUCUGGUGACUGCCCAGACUCACACCGCUACCUGCCUUGAGAGACAUGAGAGGAUCACUGUUGGAAAGGGGCAGUUGCUUUGUGUGCUCUGUCAGCUGCUGUUUGCAGAUGUCCAAACCAUCGAGGCCUCUCAGAUACUCAGUGACAUCAUCAAUAUGGGACACCACAAACUCCACCUGUGUGCUCAGGCCACUGUAUCACUGCUCUGUGGGAUACACAGACUCAGCCUGCAAGACCCACAUGGUGCUGAGAAGCACCUCCAGGUUGCCUUGGAGACCAGGAGGCGCUGGUAUGGUAAAGAGCACCCUCUAGUGGUGGAGGUGGAGGAAUGCCUGGCAGACAUCUUGGCCGACACCUGCGCUGACACAGCAGGGUUGAGGCAGAGGCUAGCAGUGGAGCUGUAUCGACACACGGUGCACGUCAAAGACCAGGACAUGAAGCUUUGUCCCCCCGCAUCGCCGUGUCUUCAGGCGAAGGGAUUCAGCCUCGCAGGCACCUUGGUCAAACUUGGCAGGCAGAUAUUUCAUGGCUCCGGUAAGACAGAGAGUAGAGAGGCUGUUGAACUGCUGCAGAGAGCUCUGGACCUGUAUAUCUGCUUCCUGGGGUCUGAUCACACACUGACCAGGGACUUACAACAGGUUUUAAACACAGAAUCCAGGAGACCUCUGACCCCUCAGGUCCCCAGGUCCACACCCCUCUCCCACAUCUCCACUAGGAGACUAAGCAGUGGGACCAGACCCAAUACAGCUGCACCCCUCCACUCCCACCUGGCCUGGUACAGGGGCACCACACACACCCCUCUGGACCCUUCCGUAAACAGAUCCCUGUCAGCCCCAUCCAACAAGUCCCGCAAUACACAGCCAGAAUUGAAACCAGAACCAGUGGAGUACCAGAACCACAACAACAGACAGAACCGACGGUCUUCUUCUCCCAGGACCUGGUCUGCCUUCCAGACCACAGUGUUCGGACCACAGAGUGACAUCAGAAACCUGAUCUCAGAACUCAAACCCAGUCCUGCUUCAGCACCGGGCUUUCGUUCCAUAGACAGGACCCGGGUGCUGCAUAGUGCAGGCUGGUGCCACCUACCAGGCAGGUACGUGCUGGAGGAACGGACAGUAACAGCUUUGAACAGAGAGAUUGGAUACCCUUUGCACACACAGAGAUGCACCCCUCUGGUCAGACAGACAGGCCAGGGACAGGGAGGAGAACAGAGCUGGAGAGACAGAGUGUCUUAUUCUGCCAGGAAGCAAUAGAGAGAAGAGAAAGAUCUAGAGAAGAAUGGUGACCACUGAACUGUUUGAGUGUUUAAUCUUUUACCACUUUUGAUACCAAUCAGCUGUUUUCUUUUCAAUAUUGAAAUUGGUCAAAAUACAUUUUUAAAAAAUGUAAUUUUUGCAUGUUUAAAUGGAGUGAAAUGGCCCCUAUUUUGUAUAGAAAAUAAAUGAUUUGACUUCACUUCAUGUUGUCAAAUGAAUCGAU